CCUCGGGCCCGGGGCAGGGCCCGCCUGGCCCCGCCCACCCCCCCGGCGCGUCAUCCCGCCUCCCCGCCGGAUUGGCCGCCGCCGCGGCCCUUGGCCUUUCCAAUAUGGCGGCGCCCAGCGGAGCGGCGAGCUGUGAGGACUUCGCCGAGUUCCAGGAGUUGCUCAGGGUGAUGAGGACGAUCGAUGACAGAAUUGUCCACGAAUUAAACACUACGAUUCCAACAGCUUCCUUUGUGGGGAAAAUUGAUGCCGGCCAGACGUGUAAAGAGCUGUACCAGUCUUUGAUGGAUGCUCACACCAGCAGAGAGAGAAUCAUCAAAAACUGCAUCGCUCAGACCUCCAGUGUAGUGAAAACCCUGAGAGAGGAGAGGGAAAAGACCCAGGAUGACUUAGCAUUAUUAAAGCAACUCAGGAAAGAGCAGACAAAGUUGAAAUUGAUGCAGUCGGAGCUGAAUGUUGAAGAAGUGGUAAACGACAGAAGCUGGAAGGUAUUUAAUGAGCGUUGCCGAAUUCACUACAAGCCUCCGAAGAGUCAAUGAUGCGGGAUAUUUUCCAUCAAGGUGGUCCAUAACCACGAGAGCCAAACUGGAAAGAGACCUUGGGUGAGCUGUAUUGGGACCCUCCAGAACCAGUGGAACCCAGUCUUGUGUUGUUUUGGACCUGCUUAGCUGCAAUCUCAAGGUUGAAAUGAUUCUCCUGUAAUUAAGAGAAAACAACUCCUCUUUUGUACAAAAUAUGUGAACAAAUGAGUUUUAUAGUAUUAAAAUAAUUUUCAAAUGG
Chroicocephalus ridibundus (black-headed gull) is the source of this 780-nucleotide messenger RNA. RefSeq names its product mitochondrial matrix import factor 23 (gene MIX23). The record is from RefSeq and is a predicted model, not a curated record. The transcript has 5 exons. Gene Ontology annotation, cellular component: mitochondrial intermembrane space; mitochondrion. Lineage: Eukaryota; Metazoa; Chordata; Aves; Charadriiformes; Laridae. The coding region runs from base 105 to 539 and encodes 144 amino acids.